Messenger RNA from Indicator indicator, 809 nucleotides. RefSeq names its product StAR related lipid transfer domain containing 10 (gene STARD10). The transcript has 6 exons. The record is from RefSeq and is a predicted model, not a curated record. Bases 1 to 801 code for a protein of 266 amino acids. NCBI's taxonomy places the organism in Eukaryota, Metazoa, Chordata, Aves, Piciformes, Indicatoridae. Gene Ontology annotation, molecular function: lipid binding.
AUGUCCGGAGGCGGGGAGAGGGUUUACAUCCCGGAUGACUCCGACUUCAGCUCCUUCAGGGCUCAGUGUGAGAGCCUGGAGGGUUGGCACUGCCGCUACAACAAGGCUGGCAUCACGGUCUGGAGUCAGGGCCAGGAGGAGAGCUGCACCGUGCAGAAAAUCAAGACUCGGCUCUGCUGCAAGGAUGUCCCUGCCGAGACCCUCUACGAUGUGCUGCACGACUCUCACUACCGCAGCAAGUGGGACUCCAACAUGAUCGAGACCCACGACAUCGGCCGCCUCACCGUCAACGCCGACGUGGGCUACUACUCCUGGAAGUGCCCAAGCCCCCUGAAGAACAGAGACUUCGUCACCCUGCGCUCCUGGCUGCCCCUGGACGGCGACUACAUCAUCCUCAACUACAGCGUCAAGCACCCGAAGUAUCCACCCAGGAAGGACUUUGUGAGGGCUGUGUCCCUGCAGACAGGUUACCUGGUCAAGGCCAAUGGAGCCAGGGCCUGUGUCCUCUACUACCUCACCCAGGUGGACCCCAGGGGGUCGCUGCCAAAGUGGGUGGUGAACAGAGUCUCCCAGAUCCUGGCACCCAAGGCCAUGAAGCAGAUCUACAGGGCAGGGCUGCGGUACCCGGAGUGGAAGCGGCACCACGACCCCUGGUACAAGCCCUGGGUGUACCCUGAGCAGAGCUCUGUGCCCAGCCUCAGCCUGGCAGAGCUCUCCCUGCAGCGAGCAGACUCCCUGGAGUGCGUAGACGAGGCAGGGCUGCCCGAGGAGCCCCCUGGCACCAGCGACCCCCAGGACUGAGACCCUCC